AUGACUAUUGCCGUCGACGAUGCUGCUCUGGCUCGCUACAAAAGUUUCAAGGAUAACGACGAUAAGAGGUUUAUCAUAUUCAGCAUAUCGGGUGAUUCCGUCGUGGUCGAGUCCGAGGUGGGGGAAGAUGCCUCCUACGACGACUUCAUAUCCGCCAUCAAGGAGAGCGGAGAACCUCGUUACGCAGUUGUAGAGGUUGAAGGGAAGAUCGUGUUCGUCUCCUGGUUUCCCGAGAAUGCCUCUUCUAUACUGAAAAUGAAAUACGCAUCUUGCAAAGAGGGAGUCGUCGAGUCGUUCGAAGGUGUACAAGUGAAAGUGAAUGCUACUGAUGACAUGGAACUGUCUGUUGAGGUUCUUAAGGAUAAGGUUUCGCGGUGA
This is a messenger RNA of Perkinsus marinus ATCC 50983, 378 nucleotides long. Its product is annotated as actin depolymerizing factor, putative. NCBI's taxonomy places the organism in Eukaryota, Perkinsozoa, Perkinsida, Perkinsidae. Bases 1 to 378 code for a protein of 125 amino acids. The transcript is spliced from 4 exons. Gene Ontology annotation, biological process: actin filament depolymerization. The record is from RefSeq and is a predicted model, not a curated record. Gene Ontology annotation, cellular component: actin cytoskeleton; cytoplasm. Gene Ontology annotation, molecular function: actin filament binding.